GAUAUAAAACGUAAUUCCAUUGCCAGUUCUUGCAGCCAUUAGACCAAUUCCUCGUUUGACAUUCCCACCAACGUUUUCCGCAUCCUUAAUCAUCUUCUUCAUCUUCCACUCCUCUCUCUUUGAGAACAACGCCAAGAUGAAAACUCGUAGCUCUACCAAAAUCUCUGCAUCAUGGAUUCCUAUUUUCUCUGUCUUUUCCUUCAUUCUUGGUAUGCUCAUCACAAGCAGGAUGUGGGAGCCACCUGAAUCAAACGGUUUGCUUAUUGCUCAGCAUCAGCGUGAACAAGAACUUCAAGUGAUUUCAGGGGACUGUGCUAGCAAAAAGAUGCAACCUAAGGAUGCAAUGAACGAAUUGUACAAAACCCAUGAAGCCAUUCAGCAUGCCAGAACUUUAGACAAGCAAGUGUCGAUGCUUCAGAUGGAAUUAGCUGCAGCUAGGAGUUCUCGUGAAACUGGGAUCUCGGAUUCAAACACCACUUCGGGGAUCUCUGAGGAAGGAUCUACUCCAAGGAAGAAGGCAUUUAUAGUGAUAGGCAUAAACACUGCUUUCAGUAGCAGGAAGAGGCGUGAUUCAGUUAGAGAGACUUGGAUGCCUCAAGGUGAACAGCUUCUUCAAUUAGAGCGUGAGAAGGGAAUUGUUAUCCGGUUCAUGAUUGGCCACAGUGCAACUUCCAACAGCAUUCUAGAUCGAGCUAUUGAUUCAGAAGAAGCCCAACACAAAGACUUCCUUCGCCUGGAGCAUGUUGAAGGGUAUCAUGAGCUGUCUGCAAAGACAAAGAUUUUCUUUUCGACUGCAGUUGCAAUGUGGGAUGCCGAUUUUUAUGUCAAGGUGGAUGAUGAUGUCCAUGUCAAUUUAGGUGUCCUGGCAUCAACCCUUGCUCGUCAUCGAUCAAAACCAAGGGUCUACAUUGGGUGUAUGAAAUCUGGACCUGUUCUUUCUCGAAAGGAUGUCAAGUACCAUGAACCUGAGUUUUGGAAGUUUGGAGAAGAGGGGAACAAAUACUUCCGACAUGCCACUGGACAGAUAUAUGCAAUCUCCAAGGAUCUAGCCACUUACAUAUCCAUCAACCAGCCAAUUUUGCAUAAAUAUGCUAAUGAAGAUGUCUCACUUGGUGCAUGGUUCAUUGGUCUUGAAGUUGAGCAUAUAGAUGACCGCAAUAUGUGCUGUGGAACUCCUCCAGAUUGUGAGUGGAAGGCACAAGCAGGUAACAUAUGUGUUGCAUCAUUUGAUUGGAGCUGCAGUGGAAUCUGCAAGUCAGUGGAGAAGAUUAAAUAUGUACACUCAAAGUGUGGUGAAGGGGAUGGAGCUGUUUGGAGUGCUUUAUUUUAGAUUGAUUCAAACGAGGGUUGUUUUUUCUGGUUGGAAGAGGUACUGAUUAUUUAAUUGCAGCUGAAACAGACAGUUUCCAGAUUUGAGAGUGAGAAUUCUUUCGCAAACAGAUAUAACAUGGAAGAUCUCCUGAUCCAUAGAAAGAGCAAGGCUGGUUGAUCAUUUUGGUGAAAGCUAGCUGAAGUUAGCAAUUGCAUGAAUGUGGACUUAAGGAUAUACAUAUGUUCACCACACCCUCCAGUCUUAUUUUUUAGUGUGGGAGGCAUGACAACUAUUCUCGGAAUUAUGUAACAUAGUCUAUUCUAUUUUUUAUAAUUUUGAUAUGUUCCUUUUCUAAAGUGUUUUUGUUAUAGUUUAUAGGUGGGUGAGAUCGGUUAUUUCGCCCUUUGUAAUGCAAAACAAUGUAUUGAUAGUUCUUCUAAUGAGUUAAACGUGAUCAUUGUUUUGAUGACAAAGUUCAUAUGUCGUAUGUAUUCACAUUUGAUCAUAUAUAUAUAUAAGAAAAGACAGGGGUUAAAGU
Abrus precatorius (Indian licorice) is the source of this 1850-nucleotide messenger RNA. RefSeq names its product beta-1,3-galactosyltransferase 7-like. Bases 137 to 1330 code for a protein of 397 amino acids. The record is from RefSeq and is a predicted model, not a curated record. Lineage: Eukaryota; Viridiplantae; Streptophyta; Magnoliopsida; Fabales; Fabaceae. Gene Ontology annotation, molecular function: beta-1,3-galactosyltransferase activity. The transcript is spliced from 11 exons. Gene Ontology annotation, cellular component: Golgi membrane.